Ectocarpus sp. CCAP 1310/34 is the source of this 2428-nucleotide messenger RNA. NCBI's taxonomy places the organism in Eukaryota, Phaeophyceae, Ectocarpales, Ectocarpaceae. The record is from the annotation of a GenBank genome assembly.
CUCUCGUGUCUCUCCCUCCAUUCACUCUCCUUAGUCCAGAGGGUCAGAGCGGUCCAAGUCGUCCACUACGACAACUCGCGCAGCACUCUAGCGUCGAUCAUGUUCAAGCCAGGCGGAUUGUUCGGGCCGAAGCCGGGAAAGGCCGCUCUGGAUCAGGCAAUGGGAGGCUCAGGUUCCGCUGACGGCGGCGGCGGCGGCGGCAGCAGCAGCAGCAACAGGGACGACAACAAGAAGGGGAGGGAAGACAAGAGCUACGGCGGGUCGGGGUUCGAUCCCAGGGGCCUAGAACGAGCGGCCAAGGCUGCCAAGAUUCUUAAUGAGUCGCCCAAUGCGUCCAUGGCGCUGGACCUGAUCAAGCAGCAGGAGAUGACCAAGGCCGCGGAGCACCGCAAGCAGGAGGCGGAAUACGCCGCCUACGUCAAGCAGAUGGAGCUGCAACGCGUGGAGCAAGAGGCCGAGGCGGCGCGCAAGACUCUGGGGCUGCAGACGGAGGAGGACAAGAAGCGGGCGCAGUUCGCGGACGAGCUCGAGAGGAAACGACACGUAGAUCAGGUGCAAGCCGACCGCUACAUGCGCGACGAGGAAAUGCGUAAGCAGGAGGAGCUGACCCGCAAGCAGGAGGCCGUGAGGCGAAAAACGCUGGAGUACGAGGCAGAGCUGAGGCAGCAGACGGAGCUUGCCCGCGUCAAGGCCGAGACGGAGGGGAAGAUUAGGCAGGAGAGGGAGAACCACGACCUGAGACUGGAGGAAGCUAGGGAGGGAGCGAAGGAGUACCGAGACACGGUGCUAGAAGGGAUCAAGCUGGCGGGGGACACGCUAGGAGCUGGUCUGCAGGAAUUCUUGGGCGACAAGGACAAGAUGGUGGCGGCCACCGCGACCUUGACGGCCAUGGCCCUCGGGAUCUACACCGCUAGGACAGGCACAGGCGUGGCCGGGCGUUACAUCGAGGCACGACUUGGAAAACCUUCGUUGGUUCGGGAAACCUCAAGGCGGACGCUUAUCCAAACCGUCCGCAACCCCAUCCCCACCAUUAAGCGGGCCUUCGGCAUGCACAAGGUGGAGGACGCCCUUAGCGGCGUCGUUUUGGAGAAGAGCCUCGAGACGCGACUGUCGAGAGUGGCUCAGUCGACCUUCAACACCAAGCGGAAUAGCGCGCCUUUCAGACACCUUCUCCUCUACGGACCCCCUGGUACCGGUAAGACUCUCUUCGCCAAGGGAUUGGCGCGCCACUCCGGCCUGGAGUACGCCAUCAUGACAGGUGGCGACAUCGCCCCACUGGGAAGGGACGCGGUCACGGAGAUGCACAAGGUCUUCGACUGGGCUCAGGCGAGCCGAAAGGGUCUUCUGUUGUUCGUGGACGAGGCGGAUGCCUUCCUUCGACGGCGCAACACGGAGACCAUCAGCGAGGACCUGCGCAACGCCCUCAACGCCUUCCUCUACCGGACGGGAGAAUCGACGGACAAGUUCAUGCUGGUGUACGCGUCCAACCAGCCGGAGCAGUUCGACUGGGCGGUGAACGACCGCAUCGACGAGAUGGUGCGCUUCGACCUACCCGGGCGAGAAGAACGCCUGCGGAUGGUAAACCUCUACAUGAAAAACUACCUCCUCGACCCUCCGGGAAAGGCGAAAGUCAUCAGGGUCGACGGAAUUGAGGACUCCCACCUGCAAGAUGUGGCCGACUUGACGGAGGGGUUCUCGGGGCGAGAGAUAGCCAAGCUGGCCAUCGCGUGGCAGGCGGCGGCGUACGGGACGCCAGACUCUUCCUUCAACGCGGAGCUAAUGACGGAAGUCUUGCAGGCGCACCUGCAGCAGAAGAGACAGAAGCAGGCCUGGCUCGAAGGGGCGCAGACUAGUUCAGGCGGGUUGAUCAUGCCACCCCCUUCCGAGACGGCGGGGGCGACCGUCGAGCCAAUCCCACCACGGCUAGUGCGAACGCUCACGCAGGAUGCGCCAGAAGACGGCACGAAAGGGAAGCCGAAGGGCACAAGCUAGUUGGGGGAAAACAUUGGGGUAGCGGGAAAGGGGAGGGGAGGUUGUUGCAGGCCUGCUGGCGUUCAGUGAGGGGUAGAGGGUUGGAUACGGUAAAUAUGAGGUCACUCGUUCCCGGUGUGUACUUUCGAAUUUGUUUGCUGGGCUCCGAUUCCGCACUCUCUGUGUGGAGUGUCGCAAUCCUGGCUCUGGGCACCACUCGCAGCUGCUGAAGUAAUAUUAUUGGGGUAACUUUCAUCUGCCGAGUGGGAUGUGCGGAAUCCAGAUUGGAUGCACAGCGUAGGCUUCGACCGCAUGGGGGUAGGGAAGGUUUUCCGCUGUCCCUCUCGGAUGCGAAAAAACGAUGGCAGACUUUCGUGUCUUUCCCAUGACUCUGGUCCAUGCACCGAAUAUCCAUCGAAAGACGUGCCUUGCUCAAUAGGAUGUUCCGCAACGCCCU